AUGUGUUGUUACGAUUUUGACAGAAGUCUAAGCCAAAAGUGCAGUCAACAAACAGAAGAAAAUGAACAAACCAAGAAUCAUGAGAUUGAGGAACAAACAGAAAUUUUAAAUUCUGAAUCUUGCACUCAGUGUCCUGUGCUUGUUGGAGAGGAUACAGGGAUAGGGGCUAAGGAGUUAUGUGUAGACCAUGAUAUUUCUACUGAUUCUACUCUAAGAGGAAAUGAUCCAUUAGAAAAUCAAGCGCAGGUGUCUGGAAGCUCAGAGUCAGAAGUACAGGCACUUGUGUGUACAGAGAGUCCUCCUGAAGAUUUUCCUACAUGUCCACCUUCUGACAUUGAAGAACACCAACCAGUGUCCAGUCCCUUGGGUGAAGUAUCUGAUAACACUGCACCAGUGGUUAGUGAUGAAAGAACAGAGGAGAGUCUUAUAGUAGAAUGUACUGAUUUGAACAAUUCUGCAGUUAACACAGAAGCAUUUGUAGAGAGCCCCAAAACGGAAUCUUCUGAAGGUGAAAUUCCACACAGACUGGACAGACACUGUGUUCCCAGCUCAGACACGGAGUUGCCUGAGCAUAUUCAAACAGAAAAUACAGAAAUAAUUCUAACAUGUGGCACUUCAGAAAAUGAAAGUUCUGGUGUUGUUCAAGAUUGUGACGAUAACUUACUAAAACAUAAUCUUGACAAAUCCUUAGAAGAAAAGACAGAAUCUCUGGUUGGACAUCCCAUCCACGCAGAGUUACCUCACAAAGAGGUUGAAUAGAGUGAGAAACAUUUCAGUGAAGAUAAUAAUGAAAUAGUACCUAUGGAGUUCGAUUCCUUAUGUAGUGACCAGAAUGAGUCUGAAGUAGAGUUAUUGGCAAAUACUGACUCUAAACAAUUGAGUGAAAAUUCUGUGACGCACAGUUCUGAUAACAAGCUGUCUUCUGAUCCUGUUAUUGAGAAGAUUGAAACUGUAGCUCAACCAGCUGAGAGCCCAGUGGAUAAAGCCCCAAAACCUCGUACUCGAAUAUCUAGAUUCCAUUAUCCACCUACAACUUGGUCUCUCAAUAAAGAUGCUGCACAAGAGCAUGCUCAGUCUCCACCUCCAAAAAGAGAGACUGCAACAGAAAGUAAGAAUUCUCAGUCACCAUCACCCAAGAGAGAGUCUGCCAGAGGAUGGAGAAAAUCUCGUUCUCUCUCACAAAAAAAAAAAAAAAAAAGAAAAGAUGUAGCAAGAGAAAGGAGGCAGUCUCGGUUUCCAAAGAGAGAGAAUGCCAGGAAAGCUAAAAGGUCUGAGUCAGGCUCCCCAAGAAGAGAUACUUCUAGAGAGAACCAGAGGUCUCAGUCCAGAGUGAAAGAUUCUUCCUCAAGAGAAAAAUCUAGGUCCCGGAGCAGAGAAAGAGAAAGUGAUAGAGAGGUUCAGAGGAGAGAUCGUGACAGAGAGAGGAGAGCCAGAAGAUGGUCUCGGUCCAGAUCUUGCUCACGAUCGCCAUCAAGAGUAAGAACAAAAGGUAAGAGUUUAUCAUUUGGUAGAAAUGAAAGAGAUAAUUCCUCUCCUUGGUGGAAGGAAAGAUAGACAAAUGAUGGUUGGAGGUGUCCCAGAGGAAAUGACCGGUACCAGAGGAAUGAUUCAGAGAAACAGAAUAAAAAUACAAGAAAUGAAAAGAAUGACAUCACUGCAGAUACUAAUGAUCCAAGUUCCACAGAUAAGCAUAGAAAUGACUGUCCCAGUUGGGUAACAGAAAAAAUAAACUCUGGGCCAGAUCCAAGGACCAGACAUCCAGAAAAGUUAAAAGAUUCCCACUGGGAAGAAAAUAGAAAUGAAAAUUCAAGGAAUGCUUGGACUAAAAACUUUGGCUCAGACUGGAUGUCCAGCUGUGGUCGAGGUAGCCUUGGGAAAGGUGCUUACAGAGGUAAUUUUGCCUGGAGUGACCAGAGCGAGAACAGGUGGCAAAGCCAUACACCCCUCUCAGGGAGUGACUCGUUCAAGUCUGUGGAGCAGCAGCCCUUUAAGCGGAAAAGUGAGCAAGAACUGUCCUUUGGCACACCAGCCGACAGGUCAGGGUGGACUUCUGCAUCUAGUUGGGCAGUAAGAAAGACUCGGCCAGCAGAUGUGCAGAACUAUUACUCUCGGCGCGGCAGGAAAUCUUCAGGUCCACAGUCUGCGUGGAUGAGACAGGAAGAGGAAACACCUGAGCAGGAUUCUAACUUAAAAGACCAAACAAAUCAAGUUGACGGUUCUCAGCUGCCUACAAAUAUGGUGAAUGUCCAGCAUCAGCCUCUGGGUAUGAUCCCAUACCCAGUGGGUGUUCACGCUCCUAUGAUGAACAUGCAGCGGAACCCAUUCACCAUGCACCCUCCAAUGCCCCUGCAUCUCCACAUAGGAGUACCUCUCAUGCAGGUAGCAGCUCCUGCAAGAAUACCUCAGGGACUUCCAGCACCACCUCCUCCCCCGCCAUCCCAGCCGGUCAGCUACAUCGCAUCACAACCAGAUGGGAAACAAGUGCAAGGCCUUCCAAGUGCUUCUCAUGUAAGUAAUAACAUGAGUACACAAGUGUUGCCUGCUCCGUCAGCAGCCCCAGCAAACAUGAGAUCGGUUCAGGGACCAAGUUCUGGUAAUACUUCAUCAUCAAGUCAUGUCCAAGCCUCUAGUGCUGCUGUAAAAUUAGCAGAAAGCAAAAAAUUGCAAAUUCAAGAGAAAGCAGCACAGGAGGUGAAACUGUCUAUUAAGCCAUUUUAUCAGAAUAAAGACAUCACUAAGGAAGAGUACAAAGAGAUCGUGCGGAAGACAGUGGACAAAGUUUGUCAUAGUAAGAGCGGAGAAGUAAAUUGUACGAAAGUGGCAAAUCUAGUUAAAGCAUAAGUAGACAAGUACAAAUACUCACGGAAGGGAAGCCAGAAGAAAACUCUGGAAGAACCCAUGUCUACCGAAAAAAAAAAAAAAAAAUAUAGGCUGACAGGAGGAGCACUGUCAUGGACACUGUCGCGAUGUCUGUAA
Messenger RNA from Arvicanthis niloticus (Nile rat), 2976 nucleotides. Lineage: Eukaryota; Metazoa; Chordata; Mammalia; Rodentia; Muridae. The record is from RefSeq and is a predicted model, not a curated record.